GCGCCGGAUGAUCAUUCGGCAAACCGUCGUAGGAAGCAGAAGUACUUCUCUGGCCUGCCAGCCAACACUUUUGCCGUGGAUUGGAAAUGUUCUGCGCACCAGGGGCACAGGGUGAUCGAGAAUCGUGAGCGGGAAGUGAUUGGAAACGUUCACGCUGUGCGCGUUACUUGCUCGCAACCGCACUGGCAAAACAAGUUUCAGCAGGCUUUGAAGCAGAUCAUCCGUGAGGACCUGGCGUCGGGCGGUUUUCAGAUUCAAGUGCCAGUGCCGCGGUGGCAGGCGCGGAACGAUAGCUUGUUUUCCAGGACUUAUCUCAGGAGACGCACGAUGGUGACCGCAGACAUACUGGACUUAUCAACCCCAAUGGACCUCGUCUCCGACUCUGCCGCCGCAAAAUUCCUUCUGAAAUGGAACGGGGAUUGGACGUUGCCCAAGGUAUCUCACUACUGCAGCGGGCCAGACUGCUGCGGGGGCCUCGACGACGCAUGCGAUCAGUUAUUCGGGGCGGCCAUCGAGAUUGAUCUGCUGAUGUCGAAAGACACUGGGGCCCCUAGCUUGGACGAUUGGUUCACAUGUGGUGAGGUCUGCGGCAAGGUCGGCCUCGGGGCGUUGUGCCACAGAGUCCUCGGUCGCGUCAUCGACCUCGCAUUGCCCAACCCAUCGUUGGGCAUGCGGCGGCCGGCACGGGCAGAGAACGCUGGCGAGAGGGCCAGGCGCAUAGGACAGAAGAAAGCAUGGCGGGGCAAGUAUUUCCUGAAGGAUGACGAGAAGCUCGCUCGCGCGGAUAUAGGUCACAUAUUUGAUUACUAUGACGUCGGCAAGCACAACUUCUUGUGGUCGGAGAUGCGUGGUAUUGGAUUGGACAUGGCUUCGCAAGUGAAGUGGCGAUAUCUCCCGCUUGAGGGCUACCCGCUCAAGCUGGUUGGGAUGGUCCACCCUGGCCUCUCUGAAGCUCAGCGUCGGCGGCGCGCAGAUGCUUUCUUCGAGUUGGAGCCGUGCUGCCUGGAGCCGUUCUUCGCAGCCAAAGUCCGACGGGCGUUCCCGUCCGCCGAUGCCAUGUUCAGAGAUAGUGAUUUCAGGCGGAUGUUGAUUAGCCUCGCCGUGGUCUUCAAAUUCUGUAAUAUGUGGUGCGAGCGGUUGCUGGCCUUGUGCAGGAACGCAACCAAUCACGAGAAGGGCGUAGACAUUGAGCGUUUCUGUUGCACGGGGUUUCUGGCGCAGCUCUUAUCCCAGCAUCGCAAGAACGGGGGCGACGACCCUAGAUGCCCCACGCGGGCUCAAUUGAUUGAAGACGGUGCCCCAGUCAUUGCUCAGCCUCGCCAGCGGAAAGGCCAGGUAUCAGGUGUCUUCGUUCAUUGGUUGUCAAAGCAGGAGAGGGUGAGAAAGCAGAGCGGCCCCCCGAUGAACAAAGACGAGUACGCGGCGUGGAGACGGACCAAGGUCACUGAGUUCCACGAGCCGACCCAGCAGCAGAUCGACGCCGAGAAGGCGGAGGCCGACCGCGAGUGCGCACUCAAGCGCCUCGAGGCCGACGAUGAGCUCCCCGUGGACGGUCUCCCCCUUGGCUCCCGCGGCGUGUUGCAGACGAUCUUGGAGGCGCGCGGGAAUACUCGGACGCCCUUUGCCCCAGAAGAGUUCGAGGCAGAGGAGACCGCAGCUGCCCCUGGGUUCACGAGGUACGAAUCGACUGCCCGAGAGAUGAUCGCUCGGGACAUGUUCGUGUCCGACUCUGGGGACAUCGCCGACGACGAAGUUUUCGACUAUUACGUUCCAUGCGCGUGUGCGCAUCCAGAGCUGUGCGCAUCGAAAGACGCUGGCAGAUUGCCGCUGUUGCUGGAGGCGGCGAGGGGAUUGCGGCAGCAGCUCACGAAAGAUUCGACUGGUCAUUUCUUCUGUUUGAGGUUCGUUGGCCCGCAGGUUGACGCGGCGGCGUGGUUCUGUGCUGCCUGCGUUCGGCUUAGCAACCCUGCGGUGGCUAUACUAUGCCCGGCGCUGAUGGACGUCGAUCGCCGCCGCGUCCAGCUUGACUUUUGGGACGGCGUGGAGUUAGAGUAUCUUGUUGACGUUUCCUUCCUAGGCAGGUAUCUCGGCCACGAUGAGGACGUUGAGAUCACCAACAUAUUUCUGUCUGCCGCUGCCAUCGACCAGGAGAUGCUCGCCGACUCUGCGGCGGCUGUUUUCUUGGUCGACGACUGGAGGUCCCGCUUGUUCAACAGCGAGCAGCCUGUCUUUCCUCCCCGGGGCCGUCUCCGCCAGGCACGGGGCAAGAAGGCCCGCAAGGCCGAUGGCGACGCCAUGGCCGACAUGAGAAGAGGCAUCAGGGCGCUUGGCGGAGACGGCGACAAGAUCAGGAUCAGGCGGCCGAAGCCAGAGGGGCAUGGCUCAGAUGAUGAGCUCUGGAACGACUUCGGUUCUGGUGGCAGCUCUGGCAGCUUGUCUCCUCCCAACGACGGAGAUAGCAGCUCGGGCGCCGACGGGCCCCCCGUCGCUGGCAUUAAGAGGCCCCAGCCGGCCGAGAAAGAAGUCAGGAAGGUCCCUUUCGGUCCGUGGACGGUCAGCGAGGUCUGGAGCGAGGGCGUCCACGUCGGCUUCGGCGGCAACUGCAAUUGCCACCUUGACGCGGGCAAGGACUUGCGCUGCAAGCGGAACAUUACUUUCGCUGGCAUGUCCGUCGUGGCGACGCGUUGCCUCGCCAAGCAGUGGCUCCUCAUGGGCGUCGGCCUGGCUGGCGACGACGCCCGAUCACAGCACGUAAAGGGCAUCCCUCGGGCCGAGAUCCCGAUUCGAGACGAGGCCGAGCUCGACGCUGCGGCCUUG
Messenger RNA from Prorocentrum cordatum, 2817 nucleotides. The record is from the annotation of a GenBank genome assembly. NCBI's taxonomy places the organism in Eukaryota, Dinophyceae, Prorocentrales, Prorocentraceae.